ACAGUCGGCGGAACUUUUCCUUCUUGCUAAGACAGACGUGAACCAAAAGGAAAAGCGCCGUCAUGGACCACAUACUUUAUGGCAACACUAAGAGAAGGAUAAUCCACAUCAUCAACACGGAACAUACAGCUCACCUUGUGGGAAUAGUAGGAAAUGCUUUGUGAAAGUUGAACUCUGCUCUGCUCUCUCAUGGAGAUUACAACAGGACAUAGAUCCAGCUAUUGAACAGAUUGACUUGACACAGCAAACUUUCUCAUAGAACCUUUACGACUACACACACGUAGUAUUCUUUCUUUGACCCAAUCAAUACCUUUUUUAUUUCACCUGCUUCUGUGUCACACAUACAGUAGCAUUAUUAUUGGUGCCGUCUUGGAGAAGGUAAGAGGAGAUUUGUCCAUACAACGACCUUUUGUUUUCUGCCAAUCUUGAAGGUGGAGCAGCUUUGGGAUUCGUAGCUUGGACACCUUGCCAAAACUGCCACAUAUUUGUGUUUUCUUUCACCCUAUGCCAGUGUGACGUUUGAAUGAGAAUGGACAAUUCAACUAAUCUCUCUGAUGCACAAGGGACAAAGCCCACUACUUCUUUGUUAAACGUAUUUAACAAUCUACUCACUAGGGAGAGGUCAGCAUCAGACGUGCAGCCCGCUGUGCUGACUUCUUUUAAGGAACUAUCGGAUGUUGAAGAAUGCCAAACUCUGAAAAGCCAAAAUGUACUCAAAGAGAGUGAGGAUCUCUCUCUAGUAGAUGUAGCUGCGUCCUGUUACAGAGAACAAGAUGUUGACAAAUGGGAAACUCACAAGGAGUCUGGCAGUCCAGUUAAAGAAGACCUGCCACGCUCAUUGGACCGACAUACAGUCCUGGUAACUAGAGUGGAAACAUAUAGUGACUCUGAAAAUGAAGAGGCGGAGGCGGGGCUUAAAAGCAGUGGCCUGUCAAAGAAGCUGGUAAUUAUCAGGAAGCCCACCCUACCUGAGGAUAGCAAGGAUUCAACGCACCGUAGUGAUGGAGAUGUACAGGGGGAUGCCACUGAGGCGGAGAUCCAUGUUCCACAGUUUCGAACACAUGGGUUUAAGAUAUCAACUUUAGAAUCACUUUUGUCUGCAGACAGAUCCAGCCGAAGCACUGACUUUCAAACUGUCCCUACCCUCCCAGGUUCCAGAGAGAGCACAACUACUGUAUUUAACAAAGGAGAAGCAUCAAGCACAGACGACGACGGAAGUAAACAGACAAAAGAGUGUGACAACUAUGAAGGAAUAGAUUGUUCUUUGCAUGUUCCCUCCAUUAUCCUCGGUCGUAAUACAGAGGUAUCGGCAACAUUACAGAAUUCUAGCCAAGCGAUCCCCUCUCCAAGUCUCGAGGAGGAGUCAGACAAUUUAGAUCAAAAGAAACCAAUAUUGCUCUCAUCUGGUAAUCUCCAACCAAGUCCCAAACUUUCACCCCAGCAUUCAAUUUCUCCAAAGACUCCAGCUGUGUCCCCGUCCGUCUCACCCCAAUCCAAGGAGACAACACUCUCGGCGCCCCAUUCUUUUCAGAUGCCAGCUCUCUUUAGCGGUCUGCGGGUGCUGAAGAAAGGUGCAGUGGGAGACGAUAGAGAGACUGUGUCAGAGAUCAAGCAGAGUGAGAAAGACGCUGACCUGGCAUUGCUCAGCCUAAAGAAAACGGUGAACAAAACCAAGCUCCUACCUGAGCAGAAGACAUCCGCUCCAACCAAAAAACUAUUUGAGCCUAAAUCUCUCCCAGGAAAUCUGAGAAACAGUCAACACCUUAACUUGGAUAAGAACACUGAGGCCAAAACUGAAGGAUGGGAAGUUGAUCCAGAACCUAACAAAGAUAAGGAGUCUGACACUGGAAAUGAAAUGGCAGGAGAGAAACCCUCACAUCCAGAAAUCAGGAAAACCUCUGACUUGGCGUAUGAUACUUUUAGGAGCCUCUUUGGCCCAAAAUCUGUCAAAAAGGAAAAAAACUGAACCUGUGGAUCUGGAGGCGGUGAGAAAGAAGAUCAAGAACGACAAAG
Molecule: messenger RNA, 2013 nt
Organism: Phycodurus eques (leafy seadragon)
Lineage: Eukaryota; Metazoa; Chordata; Actinopteri; Syngnathiformes; Syngnathidae
Product: formin-like
Exons: 1
Coding region: 524-1966 (480 amino acids)
Source: RefSeq, a predicted model, not a curated record